Messenger RNA from Brassica napus (rape), 750 nucleotides. RefSeq lists its product as uncharacterized. The transcript is spliced from 5 exons. Bases 1 to 750 code for a protein of 249 amino acids. The record is from RefSeq and is a predicted model, not a curated record. Lineage: Eukaryota; Viridiplantae; Streptophyta; Magnoliopsida; Brassicales; Brassicaceae.
AUGGCCUCAAGAAGAGGACAAGGGACAUCUCCUCCUAUGCCUCCUGGUGCCACGGAAGUGGCUGCAACCGGACAAGCUUCAUCCUCCCGUUCAAAUAGCUAUCCGCAAAUGUCUCUCAAUGCCAUGUUCAAUGCUCCUGCUAGGAUAUCCCAGCCACACCUCCAUCCUAAUAAGCUCAAUGGAGCUUUAUGGUUCUCUAUUGACCCAUCAGUGAAUGCUUUCAUCCGUGCAACAUGGCAAGCAUACUACAUGGGACCUUGGAAGAGUUGGAGGUCUGUCCCUGACGAAAGGAGGGAUUCAUGGUGGCAGACGUUUGUGCAAAAUUUCUACUGGGAGCAACAAUUUAAUGACUUGGUCUAUGCUCUCUGGAAGAAGGAAACAUGGACUUCGAUUGGUGAACGGAUUAGCACCAAGAAGAGGAAAAACAAGCAGCCAAAGUACAUCAAUGAGAAUGACUGGACGACCCUUAUGGAGUAUUGGGCGACAGAACCAGCCAAGAAGAAGAGCAAAGACGCUGCUAAAAGCCGCAAGUCUGACCCUCUGGGUAAAGGGGUAUACAAGCACAAUGCAGGACCGACGGUUGAGACUGGUGAACCUCCAUCCUACACAGACCUUGUCAGGAGGACACACACGAAAAAGGAUGAGACUUUUGGGGACCCCAAGCUAAUCCUCAGCAACAUCCCCCUUCUACUCAGGCUCAAGACCCUUCGACUCAGGCUUAGAUUCAUAUGCAUGUGUAGCAUCUUUUGA